Molecule: messenger RNA, 5471 nt
Organism: Colius striatus (speckled mousebird)
Lineage: Eukaryota; Metazoa; Chordata; Aves; Coliiformes; Coliidae
Gene: NFXL1
Product: nuclear transcription factor, X-box binding like 1
Exons: 22
Coding region: 324-2846 (840 amino acids)
Biological process (GO): regulation of DNA-templated transcription
Cellular component (GO): nucleus
Molecular function (GO): DNA-binding transcription factor activity, RNA polymerase II-specific; RNA polymerase II transcription regulatory region sequence-specific DNA binding; zinc ion binding
Source: RefSeq, a predicted model, not a curated record
CCUCGUCUUUCCCCCGUCGCGGCUGGGGGCUGCGGGACCCCGCGCGGGGGAGCAAACUGUGAGACUGUGUCCAGCCAGGCCUUGAGGAGCCCCUACAAAUGCCCUGGUCGGGGCUCUCCCCGGCGUCGUGGGGAGAGGAGGCGGGCGGGGGCGCCGGCGUUGUGCCAUAUGCCAUCUCCUCCUUUCAAGUACUUUCUUGCUAGAAACGCGGAGGCCUCGGGCUGUCACUGGGGGCUCAGGGAGUGCGUCCACCUCGGGGUGUACAGCCAGUGCCCUUCGAGCGGAGGAGUAAAGUAUGAAGAAGUAAUAAGAGUAAAGAAGUAAUGGAUGAAGCAGCUAUUUUCGAAUUAUCUGCGCAGAAGAAAUUUGAUGAAAUUAAGAAGGCUAAUCAGGCUGCAGCAAAAAAGCUAGUUGAAGACCAGUUUAGCUCCUCAUCUGAAGAUGAUGAUGAAGAUGCUGAAGUAAAACAAGGAAAGAUUUUGGCCAAAACAUUUACCGUUUACACCAGUCAAACUGAUGGAGAUGCAAGUGAACUGGAACGUACAAGACAGUAUCUGAAUGAUGCUUUUCAGUCGGGAGCUAUGACAUGUCUGAUCUGCAUUGCCUCAGUUAAAAGGAACCAAGCUGUCUGGAGCUGCUGUGGAUGCUUUUGUAUAUUUCACCUGGUGUGUAUCCAGAAGUGGGCUAAGGACAGCCUUUUCCUUGUGUCUUCUCCUUUGACAGAUGAUGAUUUUGGGAAGAAAGAUUAUCCCUGGCCAUGUCCAAAAUGUAGGUUUGAAUACAAACGGUCUGAAACUCCCAGUAGGUAUUACUGUUACUGUGGAAAAGUGGAAAAUCCAACAGUGGACCCGUGGCUGGUACCUCACUCCUGUGGUCAGAUAUGUGAAAGGGAAUUCAAACCUUCUUGUGGUCAUAAAUGUUUGCUGCUUUGUCAUCCAGGACCAUGUCCACCUUGCCCAAAGAUGGUGACAAUAACCUGUCACUGUAAGAAAGCUAAACCAGUGCCCCGAAGGUGCAGUGCCAAGGAAUGGUCGUGUCGCCUGCCCUGUGGACGGACAUUGCUGUGUGGACAGCACGCUUGUGAGAAUUCCUGUCACGCAGGAGAUUGUCAGCCUUGUCCACGAGUCAGUAAACAACGGUGCAUCUGUGGAAGACAGACAGCAGAAAGACUUUGUGCAAGUCCUCAGUGGCAGUGUGAUCAGGUGUGUGGGAAACGUUUGCCUUGUGGUAACCACACAUGUGAAAAAGUUUGUCAUGCUGGUCCCUGUGGAGACUGUCCUCGUUCUGGGAAAAGGUCCUGUCCAUGUGAAAAAUCAAAGUUUACAUUGCCUUGUACAGAAGAUGUGCCCACCUGUGGCGAUAGUUGUGACAAAGUUCUGGAAUGUGGCAUCCAUAAAUGUUCACAGCGCUGUCAUCGAGGUCCCUGUGAAAUAUGUAGGCAGGAAGUUGAAAAGCAGUGUCGCUGUGGAAAGCACACCAAACGCAUGCCAUGUCAUAAGCCAUAUUUGUGUGAGACAAAGUGUACCAAAAUUCGUGACUGCCAAAAGCACCAAUGUAGAAGAAAGUGCUGUUCUGGAAACUGUCCACCUUGUGAUCAAGUCUGUGGGCGAACUCUAGGCUGCAGAAAUCACAAAUGCCCCUCAGGCUGCCACAGAGGUAGUUGUAAUCCAUGUCCAGAAACAGUAGAUGUGAAAUGCAACUGUGGAAAAACUGUCAUUAAAGUGCCCUGUGGCAGAGAGCGCACCAUCAAACCUCCCAAAUGCAGACAGCUCUGCAGUCGACCACCUACCUGUCACCACUCUACCCAGGAGAAACACUACUGUCACUUUGGCCGGUGUCCUCCAUGUCGUCAGUCCUGCCAGAAAACAUUAACGUGUGGUCACUUGUGCCCUGUUUCCUGCCAUGAUGAAGCACUUGUGAAGCAAACUAGCUUACAUCAGUCUGCAGGUCCUUGGGAACAGCCAUCUGAGCCAGCUUUUAUUCAAACUGCAUUACCAUGCCCUCCCUGUGAGGUUCCUAUACCAGUGGAGUGUCUUGGGCAGCAUGAGGUUAGUCCAUUACCAUGUCACUCUGCAAAUCCCUACUCAUGUAAAAGAUCUUGUGGGCGGCUUCUUGAUUGCCAGAAUCACACCUGUAUGAAAGAAUGUCAUCGUGUGACUAAACUGAAUAGUAGUCCAGGUGGAAAGAAGGCAGGUCCAGAAUGUUUGCAGUGUGAAGAGGAGUGCACCAAGCCCCGGCCCUCUGGCUGUCCUCACCGGUGUGUUUUGCCCUGUCAUCCUGGGGAUUGCCCAUCAUGUCUCCAGAUGCUUAAAAUAAAGUGUCACUGCAAACUAUCAACACUGUAUAUUGAAUGCUUAAAAUUAACACGUGCUGAUUUAAAAGAAAAGGAGCUGCUUAUUUCUUGCAAAAAUCAGUGCCCAAAAGAGUUGCCCUGUGGUCACCGGUGUAAAGAGAUUUGCCAUUCAGGUAGCUGUCCUCUGAACUGCAGCCAGAAGGUGAAACUCCGCUGUCUCUGUAAGAGGCUGAAAAAGGAAAUACAGUGCAGCAAGAUACAAGAAGGCCAGGUUUCACUGGAAUGUGACUCAUUGUGCAAGGAAAUGAAACGGAAAGCAUCUGAGAUAAAAGAGGCAGAAGCCAAAGCUGCUAUUGAAGAAGAGAAACGAAGACAACAGGCUGAACUGGAAGCUUUUGAAAACAGAUUGAAAGGGCGAAGGAAGAAUAAGAGAAGAAAGGAUGAAGUAGAAGUUGAACAAUCAUUGUGGCAAAAGUACAAGAACCUCAUAAUGCUGCCAGUGUUUGGAGUUGCUGUUGUGAUGGUUGCAUGGCUCAUGGUCUACAAUGACUGAAACAGCUCAGUAUUUAAUAUACCUCAGUCGGGCUUUAGGUAGCUGUUACUUCUAGAAUGUUAAUCUUUCUGUAACAGAACUUAAUAUACAUAGAUUCUGUAGGUAUACUGUUUGCCAAGAAAAGUGCAGAGGAGGGGAGAAAUGUCAUCUUUUGUGUUACUACAUUCACAGCACAAACCCAAAUUCAGGUACUGAAAGUAAUGGUAGCUUUUAGUCUCCACUGGAGUGCUGAUAUAAGUAAUCGGACUGAGAUCCGUUACCAUAUCUCCUAGUAAUAUAUUGUGUUACUUUUUCUUGUCUGCAUUUCAUAGUAUUAAAGAUAGCUCAGUAUAAACUGUUUAUUGAAUAUGUUUCCUGUAAAAUCCAUUUAGAGGUUUAUUGAAGAUUAGUAUUCUUAACACUGGCCUUUAUGUUGUAUCACACAAUAGUUCCCGUUCUUCAAGUCAGUUUUAAUUGUAACAGCUAAUUAGAUCACUUCACUUGAAGUGAUCACUUAUGCUUGAAUAUUCUGGAGCCUCAUGUCAGGACUCUGUUGAAAGUAAGUGUGAGCUGUCUUUCAAGUCAACUGUAUAACAAACAAUAAAAUGGGCCCCCUUACAGACUGUGAGGUUUGGGUUUUGGUGUGUGUGUCCUUGCCUCUCUCCCCCCCUUGCUUCCUCAAAAUGGAGACAGUUGAAAACUCCAUUUUGUAGACAUAUGGAUAUGCUGGGUGUGGAUGUGAAGUAGUUUCCAGGUACAGGGAUGUGCUCUUAUCACCUCCCACCCCCCAUCGCCAACAGCAGGAAAGCAGUUUGGAAUUGAUCUGAGAGCAUGACUUGACUAUUGGUAAGUGGGCAUAUUUUCCCAUCACAAAUCCCACAAAAGCAGUGGGACCAUUUCUGAGAAUUGGCAGAGAAGACUACAGUUUGUUUGAAAGCUCUUGUGGUUGAUUUUGGCCUACCUGUAAAGGGGCUCUGCACUGAUUUGAGCUGAUACACAAUUGUAGUUACAGUUCAGCGGCAGGAGGAAAAAGCUGAUGUAAAAGGCAAUAGCAUUUAGAUUGCAUAGGCUGACAAAACGGGGAGAAAAUAAUCAUCUUUUGAAACAUGCACCAAAGUCUGAUGAAAGAGAAGAGGGGUGAGGAAAACUUGAGAAUAUUUAGCAGGGAUUAGUGCUUUUUGGUAGUGUUUUACCUUUUUUAAGAAUUUACUUUGUGGAAACGAACGUCACCUCAGCCGUGGUGUGUCAGGCCAUUGGUAAAUAAAGGUGUGGAAUUAAUGGUAGUUACACUAGGCAAUCCUGGCUGCAUCUCUUAUGGAAUUCUCUUGUUUUCUAGUAUAAGGAAUAAACUGUUUCCCAUGUUGUUACCUUAACUCUUUUCUAUAUUAUUAUUGAUGCUUGGAAGGUAAUUUCAUUUCUCAGUGUUGUUUCUUUAGCCAAGUGAGGUGAUGCUGUUAUGUGACUGCUUAUGCCAGUAACUUUCCUGUCACUGAGAGAAAGAUUCGGUUCAUCUGAAGGAAAAUGUACAAGUACAAAAGAGUACAAAAAGAUACCUUUAUAGCUGAAACAUUCAGAUCAACACGAAUGAGACCAUUGUGGAAACAGCUUUUAUCUUAAACGACUGUAAUUCCUCUCUCAGUUUACUGCUAGCUUUUUCAUUAAAACCAAGUACAAUGGGAAGUUCAUCCUUGCUUCCAGAGCAAAGAGAAGAAAUCUCUACAGAGCUAUAAAAAUGAACUGCACUUGAGUUACGUGUUUGACGUAGUUCUUGGUAUUCUUUUCUGCAUAUUUUGCAAUAUUGUGUGAAAUACUGGAGAAGACAAGAUUUGCUUCUCACCAAUGUUUAUUGUAGUAAGAAAGCACACCGAUCUUUACGAAUUCAUUCCAUUCAUACAAAUGUGUGUAUACAAGUAGUUAUAUUCCCUUUCUUUGUGAUUUGUGUAUCUCCUGAACUUUACAGGAGACAUACCUAUUUUUGAAAUGUUAUUCAAAAUAGUUCUGUAUAUCUUUAUCCAAUCAUCUGAGUCAUUUGCACUCUGUUGGUCUGCCUGACGAACCAGAUAUUUGUUUCUUGGCAUAAACAAAGUGUGGGGGUUCAAGCAAUCUGCAGUUUAAUAAAUCACUGGUUUCGGUUUGUUUUUAGAGUUAUUUUUGCAGUUAAUUUUUUUCCUUUUAUUGUGGUUGGAAUGUUGCAGGCACGUCCACCUUUGAAGUAAAAUGUACACGUACAAUCACCUGUUAUUCAGAGAACUCUAGAAAGGAAAUACUGAAGGGAGGGGGGUCAGCAAUUGAAAUGUAAUGUAUUGUUACACAAUGUAAUGAGCAAAUACCUUCAGCGGUAACGAUUUCCCCCAAUGUGUACAUUCAUAAGUGAAUAUCAAAACCAAUGAUGCCAUCUGACUUGCUGUUAAAGGGAAAUUGCAGGAGAGAAGCCUGAUGGUGAGGGCACUUUGCAUGCAGAACAGUGAGCUACAUGUAAAAUGGAAAGCCCUAGGGAGGCUUUUCCUGAGGGCAAGCACGCUGUGGUGAGCGUUUGUGGUGCUUACAAGGUGUCAGGGUAUUUUGGAUCGGAAACUCCUUGGACAAGUUUGUUCCCUGUAACAAUAACACAGCCAUUGUGUGUGUGAAGUUAAUGUAAAAACCAAG